This is a messenger RNA of Erpetoichthys calabaricus (reedfish), 2443 nucleotides long. Its product is annotated as G-protein coupled receptor 54-like. The transcript is spliced from 5 exons. The record is from RefSeq and is a predicted model, not a curated record. Gene Ontology annotation, molecular function: G protein-coupled peptide receptor activity. The coding region runs from base 690 to 1880 and encodes 396 amino acids. Gene Ontology annotation, biological process: neuropeptide signaling pathway. Lineage: Eukaryota; Metazoa; Chordata; Cladistia; Polypteriformes; Polypteridae. Gene Ontology annotation, cellular component: membrane.
AGAUGGAGAAUCUGGCUUUGUUUCUUGUUAUACAUUUCUCAACAUCUGCACUAAUAAUGCUUUCGGACUACAUCUCAGUCUAGAUAUGCAGUGUAUAAAUUUGAGUCAGAUUAUCCAAUUGAGAGAAAAACAGACAAAUUAAAAAAAAGCAUCACUUACUGACUAGGUAUAUUUGAGUUCAGCAGGCAUCUCAUUCACUGAUUCACUAUUUAAAUUUAAACUGCACAUUUAUCAUUUAUUUUUUAUUUUGCUUUUUUUGUGAGGCAUAAUGUGAAGACAUUUGGAUCAAGCUGAAACCUAAACUGGAUUUUGCUUCUGAAAGAAGAUAUAGUCCAAUGUAAGAAAAGAUUGUGAGCUCUCAGCAGAGUGCUCCCUUUAAUAAAUUCUUACUCCUUUCACUUUGAAAGCUUUCAAUUUUUAAAGCACCUCUGGAAUGAAGAAUUAUUCAAUAAGUGGAUUUUAUUUCUUUUUUCUGAAUGGCCACCCGGUGGUACUUUGCGAUUAAAGGUAAAUUUGAAACCCAAUUGUUACUACACAACAGGACAAUGAUUGUGACAAGGCAAGUUCCUGAAGAAACUGGACUUUUAAAAAGAAGCUUGCUUUGCUUUUUUUCUUUCAUUCUCUGCUUUUUGGACUCAAUAGCUCAGCAGUUUUCCUAGUGGCCUGCCUUCUCAAUUGUUGUGCUGUAUAUGUUUAACUUUGAUCACCACUACUGCAUAGUAAGUAAAAGGGAGAGUUUGCACUUUGUGGAUUCAUCUCAUUCCAUCAUCAUGCCUGCAAACGAGACAAAGCUGCUGAACUGUCAGAGUGGAAGUGAUGCGAGCCUUCCUCUAGAGGGACCAGGAGCUCUCCCAAUGUGUAACAGCUCACUUCUUGACUCAGAGCAAAGCCCCCCUCUCUUAGUGGAUGCUUGGCUAGUUCCACUCUUCUUUGCUCUAAUCAUGCUGAUCGGGCUAGUGGGCAACUCCUUGGUGAUAUAUGUGAUUACAAAACACAAGCAGAUGAGAACCGUCACCAACUUUUAUAUAGCAAAUCUGGCCACCACAGAUAUCAUUUUCCUUGUCUGCUGUGUGCCCUUUACUGCCACACUUUAUCCUUUGCCUAGCUGGAUUUUUGGAGAUUUCAUGUGCAGAUUUGUCAGCUACCUUCAACAGGUUACAGCACAAGCCACCUGCAUCACAUUAACAGCUAUGAGUGUGGAUCGCUGCUAUACCACUGUGUACCCAUUGCAAUCCUUACGGCAUCGCACCCCCAGAGUAGCCACAGCAGUUAGCAUUGGCAUCUGGAUAGGUUCUUUUGUUGUCUCUAUUCCUGUUGCAAUAUAUCAAAGACUUGACACAGGAUACUGGUUUGGACCCCAGACAUAUUGCAUUGAAGAUUUUCCUUCUCCUUAUUACCAGAAAGCAUUUAUUCUUUAUACUUUCUUGGCAGUUUAUCUUCUACCACUUAUUACAAUUUGUGUUUGCUAUGCAUUUAUGCUAAAAAGAAUGAGCAGACCAGUGGUGGAGCCAAUUGAUAACAACUAUCAGGUUCAGCUUCUGGCAGAAAGAUCCGAGGCCACACGCACUAAGAUUUCCAAGAUGGUGGUGGUCAUAGUCCUUCUGUUUACUAUCUGUUGGGGUCCCAUUCAGUUUUUCAUCCUGUUUCAAGCUUUUGACUCCAACUUUCAGAGGAACUAUGAGACGUACAAGAUCAAAAUCUGGGCCCACUGUAUGUCCUACUCCAACUCAUCCAUCAACCCCAUUGUGUAUGCCUUCAUGGGAGCCAAUUUCAGAAAAUCUUUUAAAAAAGCCUUUCCAUUCAUCUUCAAACAGAGAGUGGGAAUCACCCGGGGGGUUGUUGUGAAUACAGAAAUGCAAUUUGUUUCAUCUGGGACAUAAUGAUACACCAUGGCACCAAGAGUUUUUGGAACCUCUGAGAAAUCAGAAAACAAAAGAAGCACUUGCCAGUUGAACCACUGCCCUUUAAAGUCUUUUGAUUACCAAAAUCAACUUAUUUGUGCAUCUUUUGAGAUAACCAAAAUGUAUUAUUGGAAACUGCUUUCAGUGUCUGACUUAUAACAACUUGCCCAUUUGCAAAGACAAAGAAGAACUGUAUUGUUCCUGGUACUUAAGAGUCACCAGACAUGAAAAUAAAUUUUAAAUAGAUAUUUACAUUGGGCUGUGUACGGGUAUAUAUAUUAAUAGUGAAAAACACAAUAAAUUUAAAACAUGUACCAGCAACCACAGAUUAUGGUGUUCUCUUGGUAACUCUUUAGAACAUUAGGGACUUAUUUCUAUGUAACAUAAACAAAGUCUUGGUUCCUACAGAUAGCCUCUAUUUAAAAGAGUUGUGAUUGGUGCUUUGUAUGUCAAAUUAAAAGCUAGCAAAGCAUUUCUUAAGAUGUUGUUAGAGAGCAGCAAAUGACUAAUAUUUGCACCUAAGAAUCCCCUGUUCUAAAGAG